CGCUGAGAAAUCCCUGUCUAUUAUUAGAAUCCCACCCUCCUUCCUUCGGCUCUCCUCUUCUUUCUCUCCUCCCCAUUUUCUCAAAUCCUCAACUCAUCAACCAAAGCUUGACCUCUCUCUUUCUCUCUCCUUUCGCCUCUUCUUCUUUAAAUUUCCAACCUUUCUGAUGUUCUCCUCAUGAUUCUGCAUCUGGGUGCUUUUGGUUAGCUUCUCUGCAAUCCAGGACUUGGCUAUUCAGUGAUUUUGAUUUGUUGGGUUCAGUUCCUUUUAAGUUGGUCACUGGCAUUGAGGCAUAGGAUCUUUGGUCGGCUCUUAUUAGCUUAGAAGAGAUUCUCCAAUGCUAAAUUUUGUCAGGGGCAGACGAGAGUCACGAUCCACUAGACCCGUGUCGCUUGGCAUGGAUUACCCAGAUCCCAAGAGGAAGAACAAUUUUGUAGGAAAGAUAAUUUUGGCGGCUGCCCUUACGGCAUUAUGCAUUAUUAUGCUGAAACAAUCCCCAUCAUUCAAUCCUUCUAGCACGUUCUCCAUUCGUGAUUCAGGAGUAACCCAUGUCCUAGUAACGGGAGGUGCUGGGUAUAUUGGUUCACAUGCUGCAUUACGACUUCUAAAGGAUUCAUAUCGUGUAACUAUUGUGGAUAACCUCUCACGGGGAAACUUAGGUGCAGUCAAGAUUCUUCAAGGAUUAUUUCCUGAGCCUGGGAGGCUGCAGUUUAUUUAUGCUGACUUGGGCGAUCCAAAAUCUGUUGACAAGAUUUUUUCAGAGAAUGCAUUUGAUGCUGUGAUGCAUUUUGCAGCUGUAGCAUAUGUCGGGGAAAGUACCCUUGAUCCACUUAAGUAUUACCAUAAUAUUACAUCUAAUACAUUGGUAGUAUUAGAGGCAAUGGCUAGACAUCGUGUGAGAACAUUAAUAUAUUCUAGCACAUGUGCAACAUAUGGAGAACCAGAAAAGAUGCCUAUUACUGAAGAAACUACACAGGUCCCAAUUAAUCCUUAUGGAAAAGCUAAGAAGAUGGCAGAGGACAUUAUCCUGGAUUUCUCCAAGAACUCAAACAUGGCGGUCAUGAUCCUAAGAUAUUUCAAUGUGAUUGGGUCAGAUCCAGAGGGCAGACUAGGUGAAGCUCCCAGACCUGAACUUCGUGAGCAUGGGCGCAUAUCAGCAGCCUGUUUUGAUGCAGCUCGUGGUAUUAUUACUGGGUUAAAGGUUAGAGGAACUGACUAUAAGACAGCUGAUGGCACUUGCAUAAGGGACUACAUUGAUGUCACUGAUCUAGUUGAUGCUCAUGUGAAAGCUCUUGAGCAUGCACGGCCCAGUAAAGUGGGAAUCUACAAUGUUGGCACUGGAAAAGGGAGUUCUGUAAAGGAGUUUGUGGAGGCAUGUAAGAAGGCAACUGGGGUGAACAUUAAAGUUGAUUUUCUUCCCCGCCGGCCUGGUGACUAUGCUGAAGUGUAUAGUGACCCAUCUAAGAUCUUGCGUGAACUAAACUGGACAGCACAACACACCAAUCUUCAAGAGAGCUUGCAGGUUGCGUGGAGAUGGCAAAAGUCGCACCGAGAUGGAUAUGGAACCCCUCUGAUAGUGUCUUCUUGAAUUAUACCCCCUUGAUGAUUUCUUCUAAAUUGAGUCAACAGUUGCGUACCUUACCGAGAUUGACACAGUAUGCAAUGCUACUUGAGCCACACGUCUUUAGCUUGACUGGAAAAGGGGUUUACGAAUUACCAUUGAAGAAAAAAAAAUAGGGGAUUAAUUUUUGUCAUUAUAUUAUAUUAUAUUAUUCUUUAGUAGUAGUAGAGAGCAGCCUAUACCGUGGCCGGAAAAAGGAGCAGCCUAUGUUUUACAUGUAUUUGAAUGAUGAUAUCAAUAAAUGAUGCCCAGGAGCGGUAUGCCUUUUAUGCAA
This is a messenger RNA of Argentina anserina (silverweed cinquefoil), 1895 nucleotides long. RefSeq names its product probable UDP-arabinose 4-epimerase 3. Gene Ontology annotation, molecular function: UDP-glucose 4-epimerase activity. NCBI's taxonomy places the organism in Eukaryota, Viridiplantae, Streptophyta, Magnoliopsida, Rosales, Rosaceae. Gene Ontology annotation, cellular component: cytosol. The transcript has 12 exons. The record is from RefSeq and is a predicted model, not a curated record. Bases 338 to 1588 code for a protein of 416 amino acids. Gene Ontology annotation, biological process: beta-D-galactose catabolic process via UDP-galactose, Leloir pathway.